Messenger RNA from Suillus subaureus, 1671 nucleotides. RefSeq lists its product as uncharacterized. The record is from RefSeq and is a predicted model, not a curated record. Gene Ontology annotation, molecular function: magnesium ion transmembrane transporter activity; cobalt ion binding; magnesium ion binding. Gene Ontology annotation, biological process: metal ion transport; transmembrane transport. Gene Ontology annotation, cellular component: membrane. The transcript has 10 exons. Bases 1 to 1671 code for a protein of 556 amino acids. NCBI's taxonomy places the organism in Eukaryota, Fungi, Basidiomycota, Agaricomycetes, Boletales, Suillaceae.
AUGUCAGUCAGAGCACUGGCGGCCGCCUUUAGAGUGCGCCUUGACUCAGACUCGAGGGAUGUUGCUCUUCAAAACCUCGAGGACAAUAAUACAGCUAUGCCACCUGCGGUGCCUGCGCCACCAUAUCGACAUGCGGCACCAUCGGGACCAUGGCCAUGGAUGGACUUUGACGUAGAUUCUACGCCCUCUACGACUGUUAUUGAUCCAUCCUGGCGGGGGUACCCUCAGAACCAGUUCGGGAACUGGACUCCAGACCAAGUAGGGCGUAGUAAGAUGCUCGAAAAGUGUCUGGUGAAUAAGUCUAGUACCACUUACUGGAUGGAUGUGCGUAAUGACGGGCGUUUUGCACGCUCAGAUAUCGGAGGAAAAGGUGAUACCAUGGUAGUGGGAACUGAAAAUGAGGAUGAGUUUUGGGAUAUAUUACAGGGAGAGCGACCAGAAAAUAUCCGGGUGCGAUUGAUAUUUGUGGACGACUUAACCUCGCCGGUCUUGCGCAUGCUGGGCACAAGAUAUAACAUCGAACCAUUCUUUUUCACGUCCUCCAUGAAUUGGAUACCCUCACGAUAUCAGGAAGCGCCUAUCCAUAAAAAAGGAGAUCACAUUACUGUCGUUCUGCCAUUUGUACGAACGCUGCGCAAAAAAUAUCGCAAUUCUCGAUCAACACCCACCUCUCCAGCACCAACAUCGCAAUCCCCGAAUACUCAGAUCAACACCCAGGCUCCAUUCCCCAUGAGUAAUGGUGAUAUGCUUUUCAUCGACCUCCUCGCAAUUCACAUGGUCCGCGGCGUAAAGACAAGCACUAUCAUCUCCUACCAUCCCGAGUCUACGUGGUGCCGGACAUCCGCGAAGCGCCUCCACUCGCUCAUGCAGCUUGUAGGGGGCAGUGUGUACUGGCAAAAAAUAUUCGACAAGUCAAAAGACCCGACGUUCCUCUUCCUCGCAAUUUUGUGGUAUGCACUAUAUGCAUGGGAUGAGUCUUUUGAGCUGCUGUACAAACAUCUUAGUGAACUGGAAGCAAAAGUACUACAAACGAAUAACAUGGAGCUCACGCGCGACCUUCACAUCCUCCAGGCGCAUCUCUUGCAGUACCAAUCACUCCUUCAUAACUUCGAGGUAUCAGUACAAUUUACCGCGAAGACCCACAAUCUGGCCAUGGACUCUAAUGACUUCUCCGAUGAACAGCGCAAAGAGUCGAAGGAACUUAUGGAGACGGAGUCCGAGAAUCUACUCAGCGAAAUUGAUCGUCUAGAAAAGCGACGUGCGAUGUUGGGCAACCGACUGAAGAAUGUGAUGGACCUUGCUUUUGCGACUGUUAAUAUCGACGACAGUAGACAAACGCGAAAACUGACAGAGGCGACGGUCAGGGACUCGGCAGCUAUGAAACAGAUCUCGUACCUCACGAUGGUCUUCCUGCCGGCAAGCUUCUUAGCCUCUGUGUUUGGAAUGAACGUCGUAGAGUUCAAUCAAGGAUCUCUACAGACACUCGAUCGCUACGUCGAGGUCACCAUUUCGCUCACGCUCUUUACCAUUUAUAUCGUUGUCACGCUUCAGACGUAUAGCUCAUUCCACGACCGCAAUGCUCCAUUCCUGAGGCGCGCAGUGUGGCCAAUUCUUACCUUAUGGAAGAUUGUGUAUAAGCCAAAGGAGAAGACGGUGAGAGACAUGGUUUAA